This is a messenger RNA of Meriones unguiculatus (Mongolian gerbil), 2252 nucleotides long. It is a transcript of the gene Polr3c, whose product is annotated as RNA polymerase III subunit C. The record is from RefSeq and is a predicted model, not a curated record. Gene Ontology annotation, biological process: DNA-templated transcription. NCBI's taxonomy places the organism in Eukaryota, Metazoa, Chordata, Mammalia, Rodentia, Muridae. Gene Ontology annotation, molecular function: single-stranded DNA binding. Gene Ontology annotation, cellular component: RNA polymerase III complex. The transcript has 15 exons. The coding region runs from base 177 to 1778 and encodes 533 amino acids.
CAGCGACACGGCCGGCUAGAGCGGCCAGUGCGCGGCCCCGCUUCCGCGUCCGUCCGGGUGGCGUUCCGCUUGCGGCAAGGGUCGUUGCGCUGCUCCUGAGCCUAACCACUGGUCUCUGGAUAACAUUUGGAGCUUCUAAGUUAGCACUGACCCCGAGUUCUGAGGCUCCAGGUGCAAUGACUCAAGCAGAAAUUAAGCUGUGUUCUUUGCUGCUGCAAGAGCAUUUUGGUGAGAUUGUAGAAAAAAUUGGAGUCCACCUAAUCAGAACUGGAAGCCAGCCACUUAGAGUGAUUGCCCACGACACAAGAGCAUCAGUGGACCAGGUGAAAAAAGCCCUUUGUGUCCUCAUCCACCAUAACCUGGUGACCUAUCACGUUCAUAAGCGCGGCGUGGUGGAGUAUGAGGCCCAGUGCAGCCGGGUACUGCGGAUGCUGCGGUACCCCCGGUACAUAUACACGACCAAAACGCUGUACAGUGACACCGGAGAGCUGAUUGUCGAGGAGCUCCUGCUGAAUGGCAAAAUGACAAUGUCCGCCGUCGUGAAGAAAGUAGCAGACCGGCUCACAGAGACCAUGGAGGACGGCAAGACCAUGGACUACGCCGAGGUGUCGAGUGUGUUUGUGCGGCUGGCAGAGACUCACUUUGUACAGCGCUGUCCCCUGGUCCCUGCCGCUGACGGCUCUGACCCUGGGCCGCCACCGCCUGCCCCAACCCUUGUUGUUAAUGAAAAGGACAUGUACCUGGUUCCCAAACUGAGCUUGAUAGGAAAAGGUAAGAGGAGGAGAUCAUCUGAUGAAGAUGCUACUGGAGAGCCCAAGGCCAAGAAACCAAAAUUCACAGAUAAGAAGGAGCCCAUCCCAGAUGAUGGAAUUUACUGGCAAGUCAACCUUGACAGGUUCCACCAGCACUCCCGUGACCAAGCGAUUGUGAGCGCGGUCGCAAACCGAAUGGACCAGACAAGCAGCGAGAUUGUGAGGACCAUGCUCCGAGUGAGUGAAAUUACCACUCCCUCCAAUGCCCCGUUCACUCAGCCUCUGUCCUCCAAUGAGAUCUUCAGAUCCCUGCCCGUCGGCUACAACAUCUCUAAGCAGGUUCUUGAUCAGUACCUCACACUACUGGCAGAUGACCCACUGGAGUUUAUUGGAAAGUCUGGCGACAGCGGCGGAGGGAUGUAUGUCAUCAACCUCCAUAAGGCGUUAGCAUCCCUAGCCACUGCAACUCUGGAGUCGGUAAUCCAGGAGAGAUUCGGGUCUCGCUGCGCCAGGAUAUUCCGUCUGGUAUUGCAGAAGAAACACCUGGAACAGAAGCAGGUGGAGGAUUUUGCAAUGAUCCCUGCAAAGGAGGCGAAGGAUAUGCUGUAUAAGAUGCUCUCAGAAAACUUCAUCUCACUCCAGGAAAUUCCUAAAACACCAGACCAUGCCCCGUCCAGGACCUUCUAUCUCUACACUGUGAAUGUGCUGUCAGCUGCCAGGAUGUUGCUGCACAGGUGCUACAAGAGCAUAGCCAACUUGAUAGAAAGGCGGCAGUUUGAAACAAAGGAGAACAAGCGGCUCCUAGAAAAGUCUCAGCGGGUAGAAGCCAUCCUUGCGUCAAUGCAGGCCACGGGGGCGGAGGACGCGCAGCUGCAGGAGAUAGAGGAGAUGAUCACGGCCCCUGAGCGGCAGCAGCUGGAGACCCUGAAGCGCAACGUGAACAAGCUGGAUGCCAGUGAGAUCCAGGUAGAUGAAACCAUCUUCUUGCUGGAGUCCUACAUUGAGAGCACCAUGAAGAGACAGUGACCCAGAAGAACCAAGGCUGGGAUCAGACUCAGGGGCCUUCACAUGCUGGCCAGCGGACACUACAGCCCCACCAGGAACCAGCGCCCUUCUCAAAAGAUGUGGGAGAUACGGGAAGGGAAGAAGGUGCUUGGAUGCUUUCCUUGCAGUGGGAUCAGUUGCAGGUUCUUGCAGUUUGUUUGUUUGUUUGUUUUUUAAUUUUUCAAGACAGGGUUUCUCUGCAUAGCCUUGGCUGUCCUGAAACUCAAUGUGUAGACCAGGCUGGCCCCAAACUCACAAAGGCCUGCCUCUGCCUCUGCCUCUGAGUGCUGGAUUAAAGGCGUGCACCACCACGCCUGGCUAAAUUGGAGAUUCUUGUACUGAUGAACCGUAUUCCUGUCCUUCUGCGCUGCUCAUGACACACCUGAAAGAGGACAUUCUCCUCUCAUCAAAUCCCCACAGUGGGAAGAACCUUAAAUAAAUGAGAUUAAUCAGAAA